AUGGCGCCUGCAUACCCUAAGAAGAAAUGCGGCGUUCUUGGUGCCACUGGCUCCGUGGGCCAGCGCUUCAUCCUGCUGCUGGCAGACCACCCCUUCCUUGAGCUUCAGGCAGUGGGAGCUUCGGAGCGCUCAGCCAACAAAAAGUACAAGGACGCUGUGAAGUGGAAGCAGGCUUCUCCCAUGUCCGAAAAGCUCAGCAAUUUGGUCUUGCGUGAUUGCAAGCCUGAGCAGUUCUCAGACUGUGACCUUGUCUUCUCCGGAUUGAACAGUGAUAUUGCUGGCGAGACUGAAAUGGCAUUCAUCAAGGCGGAGAUUCCUGUCUUCUCAAACGCAAAGAACUUCCGCAAGGACCCCUUGGUGCCUCUGGUGGUUCCUACUGUGAACCCCCAACACAUGGACCUCAUUCCUCAUCAGCGCGAGCAAUAUGGCCUCAAGAAGGGCUUCCUGGUCUGCAACUCCAACUGUGCUGUCAUUGGCAUUGUCAUCCCCUUCGCAGCUCUCCAGGCCAAGUUUGGCCCUGUCGAGGAAGUUGAGGUCUUCACCGAGCAGGCCGUCUCCGGAGCUGGCUACCCCGGUGUGCCUACUAUGGAUAUCUUGGACAACGUCAUUCCAUACAUCAGUGGCGAGGAGGAUAAGCUCGAGAACGAAGCCCAAAAGAUCUUGGGCGCAUUGAAUUCUAAUGCGACCGGUUUCGACGAGCAAUCGGGUCUCCGCGUCGGUGCCACCUGCACCCGUGUCGGUGUCACUGACGGGCACAUGGCAUUUGUCUCUCUGCGCUUCAAGAAUCGACAGACUCCCACCGCUGAACAGGUCAAGGAAGCUCUGCGGGAGUACAAGUCCGAGGCACAGAAGUUAGGUGCUCCUUCCGCACCAGAGCCUGCGAUCAAGGUGUUCGAUGAGCCCGACCGCCCCCAGCCCCGCUUGGACCGCAACAUUUGCGGUGGGUACACCGUGAGUGUUGGUCGCGUGCGUGAGGGUGCUCCGGGUGGUCACUUCGAUAUUCGGUUCGCUGCUCUCUCUCACAACACCGUUAUUGGAGCUGCUGGAUCAUCCAUCCUUAAUGCUGAGGUUGCUGUGAUCAAGGGUUACAUUUAA
Messenger RNA from Penicillium bovifimosum, 1095 nucleotides. Its product is annotated as aspartate-semialdehyde dehydrogenase family protein. Gene Ontology annotation, molecular function: protein dimerization activity; NAD binding; aspartate-semialdehyde dehydrogenase (NADP+) activity. The record is from RefSeq and is a predicted model, not a curated record. Bases 1 to 1095 code for a protein of 364 amino acids. Gene Ontology annotation, biological process: L-threonine biosynthetic process. The transcript has 3 exons. NCBI's taxonomy places the organism in Eukaryota, Fungi, Ascomycota, Eurotiomycetes, Eurotiales, Aspergillaceae.